Molecule: messenger RNA, 3434 nt
Organism: Triplophysa rosa
Lineage: Eukaryota; Metazoa; Chordata; Actinopteri; Cypriniformes; Nemacheilidae
Exons: 10
Coding region: 95-1108 (337 amino acids)
Biological process (GO): regulation of lipid storage
Cellular component (GO): endoplasmic reticulum
Source: RefSeq, a predicted model, not a curated record
UCCUGUCAAUGCGGAAGUGCCCCAUGCGUUAUUAUUGCUCUCAUUCAUUCUAAUCUAAUAUUAUCUGUCUCAUUUGUGAAUAAGUAAAAAAAAGAUGUUGCGCAAAAGGACCAGCGGACGAGAAGAUGGUGACAGUGUCAAACCUGAGAGAAAGAAGACAUCAGAUGACACUGGUGUGACUGCUGUGGCUGUCUCUCAGAGGAGCUGUUGGUCUGUUGUGUCUUUCUGGAUGAAGGUUCUGCUCUUCCUCAUCUUCAUACCAGCUUUCCUGAACUACGCCUCUUUGCAGAGAGAAGGACAGGUGCUGUCACCUACAGGUGCUCAGUUAAUAGAUAUCGGUCUGGGACAGAAGAUCCACCUUUUGUGCAAGGGACAUGGACAACCAGUUGUGGUUCUUGAUGCUCCAGCAGGAAUGUCUUCAGAUGUCUGGUACCAUGUUCAGGAGAGUCUGUCAUUAACAACAAAGGUGUGCACCUAUGACAGAGUUGGUUUGGGUUUCAGCCGAAGAACCCUGGAGAAUGAAACCACAGGCAUGAAGAAAGUCUGGGGAAUGUCAACCACCGGAAGGAUGGUGGACGACCUCCACCGAUUGAUAAAGGCUGCGGAUCUAGCCACGCCCUUCAUCCUGAUUGGCUCUGAACUGGGCACGCUCAACGGCAGGUUCUACAGCCACAUCCAUGACACGCAAGUGUCUGACUUGGUGUUGAUCGAUCCGAUCCCAGAAGAUGUCUUUGAAGAGGAGAAGUGGCAGCGGUACUGGUAUUCUCACCUGAUCCCGUCCCUGCAGAUGAUGCAGUUCUCCGCAGCUGCUGGUUUGAGUCGUCUGCUCAUUAUCCUGGGUGUGUUGAAGCCUGUCAUUCAAGGAGAAAACAUCUCAGAAGACCUUAUACAACGACAGAAAUACCUUCUAAGUAACCCGGCCCACCAGAGCGCUACAGUAGAUGAGCAUUUCUUUCUCAAUGAGAGCGCAGCUCAAGUCAGGGAGAUCACAAGAUACAAACCUCUUUCUAGCAAGACAUCCGUCUAUGUGAUUACUGGAGAAUCGUUUGAUGAACAGCUUCCUGCAGAUCUCAACCAAGUGAGAGUCCUACACAUUCCACACAAUUGAGAACCUCAGAGAUGACGUAUUUUUGUAUGCAAACCCCGGAAGCAAGUUUUUGGACUUUCAGUUCCAUCGCCCCAAAGUCUAUGGGUUUUUUGUUAAUCGCCUGAAAUAAGGUCUGUGGUUAACAAAACCUAAAAAAAUAUUUUCACGUUUUAAUCUAUGACAUAAAACAGACCAGUUAUAACCUGCUCGUGAUUUUUUAAACCUUUAUUGUGUCUUUAAAACUGCGGUUGCUAACAAAUAGACAUGUGCUGGUGUCCGGUAAUACGGUACACCACGAAAAUGCACGGUAGUGUUAUUGCGGGCACGUCAAAUCACAAUGAAGAAAAAUGUGCCUUAACUUUUCCUUUGACUGGAUAAAAUAACACACGUUUAUGCUGCGUAAGCAUCAUACGCACACGCAGUCGCGCACUCUGAUGUAAACAGCCUCAAGUAGAGAAGAAUGGGGGAAGGCAGAGCGCUGCCAACCUAAGGUGAAAUAUGAGUUAUGUCACACUACUUCUCAUACUUAUGUGUUCCUGAAUACCACAGAAAAAAAUAGCUGAACUAAAGUGUCAAAAUUGCAUGGAUUAUAUUGACAUUUGCAUUCCUGACAGUUGAAGAGCUUGGUCCGCUAGCUACGCAAAAGUUUGCAUCUCGUAAUUUAACAAAUAAAAUACAGUAAUUCGCUAAUCGUAGCUAUGUAGUUAAUAAUGGCAGUGUGGCAAGAACAAUUAAAUUGAUUUGAAGUUGAAGAUGAAAUGCAAGACAAUCGUAUCUUGCCACAGAGUGCUGCUUUUAAAUGUCUAUUGAGCUAUACAGUAUAAGCUAACCUUCUGCUUGCUAUCCAGAAAAAAACAUGAUGUGGCACUAUUGUUGUACUGACACUAACAGGUAAUUAUUUACAUUUAGUCAUGUAGCAGACGCUUUUAUCCAAAGCAACUUACAAAGUAGGGGAAAACAAUAGAAGCAAUUUGUGCAACAAAGGAACAAGCAUAGGUGCAGUAAAAUUGGUCUCAGUUAGCCUGAGGAAGAUCGAUCCUGACUAGGGUUGGGAAUCGUUUCAAUUUUAUCGGUUCCGAUUCCAAUUCUGAUUCUGCUUAUCGAUUUCGAUUCUUAACGAUUCCCAGUUUCGAUUCCACAGUUGAAGUAAAACAUUUAGAUAUCAACCUGUAUGGUCAUUUAGCCUGCUUAUUGACUUGUUUGCAAAAUAUAUAUAUAUAUAUUUAUGAGCACCGUUUUGUGUAUAUUUACACAUAGAAACACACCUUUUCUGAUUUAUUACAAUUUGUAUUAUCAUAGUUGAACUACAUCAUGGUUAAACUGCAGUUACUAUAAUGCAACUAUGGUUAAUUUGUGAUUCCUGUGCUUUAAUGCAAAUUCUAUAGCUAAACUAUGCUUACUAUAGUAAAAAAUAUCGAUAAUUUUCAUAAGGGCUUUUAUUGAGAUAUCAGCAGAUCAUGCAACGCAUGUACUUUUCUGAAAAUAUGCACACAGGAAUUGAUAAGAGGAAUUCAAAUUUUAAUCUCAAGUAUCCGAUUCCUAUUCCUUUCGAUUCCGAUCCGAUUCCUAGCCUUUCGAUUCCGAUUCCAAAUUGGAAUUGAUUUUCGAUUCCCAACCCUAAUCCUGACUCGUGGAACACAUCCGGAGAAAGUGCGUGAGAGUGAUUUUUCCCCUUAGUGGAAUGGCACCACAAGACAUUGUGCGGUUACAGAGCGCAGGGGAUCAGGCGGGUACAUAAAUCUGAAUUAGCGAGUGAGGAUAUGAGGUGCCGAACCAGUGGUGGUUUUGUAGGCCAAGAGCAGAGAUUUGAAUUGGAUGCGAGCGACUAUAGGGAGCCAGUGCAACCAAACAAAGAAAGGAGUGACGUGCGCUCUCUUUGGCUCAUUGAAGACCACUCUUGCCCCUGUUUUCUGGAUCAUCUGAAGAGGUCUGGUUGUACAAGCUGGAAGACCAGCCAGUAGAGCAUUGCAAUAGUUCAGUCUGGACAGGACAAUAACUUGUGUAGCAUGCUCGGAAAGCAAAGGUCUAAUUCUCCUAAUAUUGUAGAGGAUGAAUCUACAGGACCGGGUGGUGCUGGAAACAUGAUCUGUGAAGAUCAGCUGAUCAUCAAUUACCACUCCCAGGUUUCUGGCCGUUCUGGAAGGAGUAAUGGUUAAUGAACCUAGUUGGAUGGAAAGGUCAUGCUGAGUCUUCGGUUCGGCUGGGUUCACGAGCAUUUCAGUUUUUGCAAGGUUCAGCUGCAGGUGAUGAUCCUUCAUCCAGAGUGAAAUGUCAUUCAGGUAUGCUAAGAUGCACACAAAACCAUCGGAUCUUUAGGCUGAAAUGACAGGGAAAGCCAUGUUUCCGA